Penicillium cinerascens is the source of this 1500-nucleotide messenger RNA. RefSeq names its product MmgE/PrpD family protein. Gene Ontology annotation, molecular function: lyase activity. The transcript has a single exon. The record is from RefSeq and is a predicted model, not a curated record. Bases 1 to 1500 code for a protein of 499 amino acids. Lineage: Eukaryota; Fungi; Ascomycota; Eurotiomycetes; Eurotiales; Aspergillaceae.
AUGAUUCUAAAAUCGAGUUCAAAGAGCGAUGCCAAUGAAGACGUAACGAAGCAGCUUUGCGCAUGGGUGAAUCAACUUUCUUUGAGUGAUAUUCCUGAUGACGUCCGGACCCGAGCAAAGUACUUGAUACUUGAUGGUUUCGGCUGUGCAAUCGUGGGCGCUCACCUGCCUUGGUCCGAGAAAGCGGCCGAAGCGAUUUUCCAGAUGGAAUCUCCUGGAAAUUGCACAGUCUGGGGAUAUGACAAGGUGAACGUUCAAUUAAAUACCAGCGUGAAUUGUACACUGAUGGAGAACACAGAAACUUGGGCCACUCCCCGCAGCGUUGUGAACAGUACCGAGAUUCAGGCUUUUGAACUAGAUGAUUGGCACUCGUUAGCUCCCGUGCAUUCAAAUUCCAUUUUAUUGCCAGCCCUUCUGGCAGUCACUAGUCACCAGAGAGCUAACGGUGCACCGCCCUUUGAUGGUGCAGCUUUGCUCCUUUCAACGAUUGUCGGCUAUGAGACGGGCCCGCGAGUCGGCUUGUGUCUACAUGGAAGUCACAUGCUGACGAGGGGAUGGCACUCGGGUGUCGUCUUCGGUCAUGCUGCUUCCGCAGCUGCUGUUAGUAAGGUACUCGGGCUUCAUCCACAUGCUAUCGAAGAUGCCCUCGGUAUUGCUUGUACCCAGGCCUGUGGUCUGAUGUCUGCCCAAUUUGGUAGCGACGUCAAACGCAUGCAGCACGGGUUCGCGGCACGGAAUGGAUUAUUCGCAGCCCUCUUGGCAAAGAGUGGCUAUGUCGGUAUUAAAAAGGUCUUCGAGGAACCUUACGGUGGUUUCUUAGCUACUUUUGGACAGGGGUCUGGGAAAGAGCCUCCCUACUUGGUCGAUGAACUGGUCAAAGACCUAGGCCGGGCAUGGCAGUUGGAAUCUAUUCGCGUCAAGCCUCAUGCUUCCAUGGCAGGAACACACUGCACUAUUGAUACGGUCGAAGCACUCCAAAAAAAGCAUCCAGCAAAGUUGAUGAACUUGGCUGACGUCGUGAGUAUCAAGAUAGAGAUGUCUGAGCCAGCUUUUAAGCACGGAGGAUGGGAGGCUCACCGACCCCUAACAGCGACGGGGGCACAAAUGAGUUGUGCUUAUGCUGCUGCCGUCCAGCUCGUCGAUGCUCAGGUAUCACCAAAGGAAUUCCAGAGUCAUCUUCUCGAUCGGGAUACCAUUUGGGAUUUGGUCGGCAAGACUAAGUGUGUGCACUCGCCGGAACUGGGUGGGAAGUACGAGCAAAGGGUCACAAUCCAAUUCAUAAAUGGAGAUAACAUUUCUGAAACCGUGGAUGCGCCAAAAGGUGUCAAUCCUCCUCUGUCCAACGAGGAAAUCUUGGCCAAAUUCAGAAAAUUUACGAAAGGCUUGAUCGAUGACAAAAGACGAACUAUGAUUGAAAAGCUAGUCUUGGACAUGGAGAACCUGGAGGAUAUCUCCGUCUUGGAUGAUUUGCUAGCUAGUGUGCAGCCACUUGCAAAUUAG